Molecule: messenger RNA, 747 nt
Organism: Symbiodinium necroappetens
Lineage: Eukaryota; Dinophyceae; Suessiales; Symbiodiniaceae
Source: the annotation of a GenBank genome assembly
AUGGAGCUGCUCGCCGUCAUGUGCGGUGGCGAGACCGGUGUGAAGGUUGCCGAUGCGCUCGCAGAGUUCUUAAAUCUUCGCGGGAAUAGCAUUGCGGAUGGCAUGGAGAACCGGAGGGACAAGCGGGUCCAGCAGGAAGCCGUGAAGGCAGCCGGGCUCCGGUCCGUUCGCUCGGCCUGUGGCACUUCUUGGAGCGAGGUCAGCGACUUCGCUGCGCAGGAAGCCUUGCCUCUGAUCGUGAAGCCGGUGGAGUCUGCCGGCUCAGAUGGAGUGAAGAAGUGCAACACCGUCGCGGAGGCAAAGGAACACUUCGAGCUGCUCAUGAAUUCGCACCGCAAGUCCGGUGCUCAAGGCGCAGCAGUCUUGGUGCAAGAGUUUCUCAAAGGCAAAGAGUACAUCGUCGACAUCGUGUCAAGAAACGGGGUCCACAAGACGACCAUGGUUUGGGUGUACGACCGAAGACCCGCCAAUGGUGGCGAUUUCGUGGUGUACGGACAGAAGUGUGUGCUUGCAGACGAUCCUGUGGCGCAACAGCUGAUUGCUUACAGCAAAGGCUGCCUGGAUGCCCUGAAGGUCACCAAUGGCGCAACACACACCGAGGUCAUGAUGACCGCCGACGGGCCAUGCCUCGUCGAGGUUAACAGCAGGUGCCACGGUGCUGCGGGCGGCUCCCCUCGCGGAAGCACUCACCGGCUAUACGCAAGUGGGAGUUUGCGUGGAUGCCUUCUUGAACCCCGAGGCUUUUGA